Messenger RNA from Trichobilharzia regenti, 684 nucleotides. NCBI's taxonomy places the organism in Eukaryota, Metazoa, Platyhelminthes, Trematoda, Strigeidida, Schistosomatidae. The record is from the annotation of a GenBank genome assembly.
AUGCUGCAUAAUUUUCGGACAUCAUCUUAUCUUAUAACUGGAAUAUCAUAUAUUAUAGAUAUGAUUAAAAAAGGGGAGAAAGCCAUCAACUCUUGCAAAAAGACUCAUCAUAAACCAAUUACAAAUCAUAAUAUUAAUAAUAAGAUAGACAAAUCAGUUGGUACAAAAUUAAGUGAAUACAGUAUAUGCUAUGCACCAAAAAUAAAUAAAUUUACAUGGCAAAAUAAAUAUCGCAAUCUACUUGAAUCACAUUGGUUGCCAAUUUAUUCAUUAAAAAAUAUCGAUGAACAAUAUAAAUUUCAAAAGUUGCCUUCAACAAAUUCAAUAUUAAAUUACCAACAUUCAUCUUAUGAUAAUGGAGAGGAAGAGUUAAUUGAUUCAUGGGAACCACAAACGCAUACAUCCCAGAUAACAUUAACGUCUGUUUGGGAUAAUAGUAUAUUUUUAACAUGCGGUGAUAGCGUUAGACAGAGAUGUGAUAAGAGAUUACUUGUAUGGGUGGAUAAUGAGUAACAUCUAUUAUUCAUUGAUUUCUGGUAUGUUUUCAUUCAAAGAAUUCCUAUUCGUUUAUCAUCAGCUUUCUUGCACCAGUUAUUAUCUACUGACGGUUUAAAUCAUUUAAGUGUUAAAAACUGAAUGUAGACGGGAAAAUAUUUUAAAAGGUGUUACUUUUAAAAAAGAAAU